Messenger RNA from Recurvomyces mirabilis, 1956 nucleotides. RefSeq lists its product as uncharacterized. The annotation marks the transcript as partial. The transcript has a single exon. NCBI's taxonomy places the organism in Eukaryota, Fungi, Ascomycota, Dothideomycetes, Mycosphaerellales, Teratosphaeriaceae. The record is from RefSeq and is a predicted model, not a curated record.
GUCGGCACGAUGAUCAACGCAUUCAGCAUCUUGGCCCUCGUAGGCGCUGUGUCUGCUGGCAGUAGCUGGGGUCACCCAGGCGGGACCUGGGGUGGCGAAGGAUGGGGCAACAACUCGACCUUGUCCAGUAGCUCAGCAUCUACUACUUCUGCUUCCAGCAGCUCUUCCAGCUCAAUCUCCACAAGCUCACAGAGCACUACCAGCCCGGUUUCUCCGGUCACAUUGAGCACUUCCAGCUCAUCUCUUUCAACCCACAACACCACCUCUUCGGUGCCAAUGACCACCAGCUCUACACAAUACACCACAUCUACUGUCUACAGCACAACCGAGAUCACGAUCACUUCCUGCGCCCCGACGGUUACCAACUGCCCAGCUCACUCCACGAUCGUUACCACCAGUACUAUUGCCAUUUCGACGACCGUCUGCCCGGUGACCGAGACCGCAUCGAAGUCUAGCUCUUCGCCCAUUAGUCCAGUCACGCCGACCGCGACUCCAUGGACGAGUUCCAAGGGGUGGUCGGGCUCCCCGUCCUGGUCUUCCUCGGUCAACAGCACGACCACCGUCCCAGUCCACCCAACGACUGUCACUGACACAACAAGUAUCUACACUACCGUUUGCCCCGUCACAUCGACCUGGACUUCUGGCAGCAGCACGCUGACCAGCACCUACACAACUGUGUCGACUGCUACAUCCACCUACCAGACGACAUUGACGCUCAGCAAGACCAGCGCGAUCUCCAGUCCUGUGACUUCCUCGCCAGUAUCCACGAGCUCAGCCACCCAGUACACAACUUCGACUGUCUACCGCACUACCGAGAUCACCUUCACUAGCUGCGCGCCAACCGUCACGAACUGCCCUGCCCAUUCGACUACUGUGGUUACCUCGACCAUCCCUGUGUCGACUACGAUCUGCCCAGUGACCGAGUCCUAUGGCUGGAGCUCUACGCCAUCAUCUGCUGUCGGCACUAGCACUCAGACUACUAUUGGCGCGACAACGACCCGCACGUCCAGCGUCCUUACGACCGUGACAAGCUACAACACUGGUCUCACCACCGAAAUUCAGACUUACUACACUACUACCUGCCCAGUAAGCACCUCGAUCUGGACCAGCGCCUCUUCCACCUAUUCUUCGCCAGUCACACUGUCGACUUUGACAAACACAUGGUAUAGCACUACGGUUCACACGACCACUACCCCUGUGGUCGUUGUCAGCAGCUCUGCUACUUCAUCGUCUUACCUCCCGGCUUCGCCAGCCAUUGCUUCGAGCCAAUCGAGCCUCUCGGUCCCGGUUGUCAAGACCACGGUGCCUGUCGUGCCUCUGCCUGUACAGAGCACUUCGGUCUGGACUGCGCCUGGUCCUUCGGCGCCAGCUCGAUCUAUGCCUUCUGGCCCUGCUCCUUCGGCACCCGCCCAGAGCAAGCCGCCCGGCCCAGCUCCCUCCGCUCCAGCUCAAAGCAUGCCAUCUGGUCCAGCACCCUCUGUCCCAGCUCAGAGCAUGCCCUCCGCUCCAGCUCCUUCCGGCCCAGUUCAAUCCAGCCCAGUGGCUCCCGUGCCAGUCUCGCCAUCAACUCCUCAAGGCACAACUCCAGUAGCGCCAGCAGGCACCACGCCCGUCGCACCCGCCGGCAACACCUCGCCAGCUCCUUCGCCAGUGGCACCCGUCAACACGGCCCCAGCUGUUUGCCCUAGCCAGGCAACUGCCACUGUCUACGUCACUCUUGGCUGUGACCAGUGCUCGUACUCCUCCAUGGGUCUGCCGACCGGCAGCAAGCCUGCUGUUCCUUACCCAACUGGUGCCUCCAACGGCACCAUACCCGUCGGCGGAGCUAGUGCGACAGGUGCCCAGGGCUCUGCCACCACCUCGCCUGUGGCGGUCCAGACCACGAACGCUGGUUCCAUCGCUAAGCCAGUGACUAUGGCCAUCGCUGCUGUCAUGGCUCUCGCUCUCUUCCUGUAG